This is a messenger RNA of Cheilinus undulatus (humphead wrasse), 1281 nucleotides long. Its product is annotated as 4-galactosyl-N-acetylglucosaminide 3-alpha-L-fucosyltransferase 9-like. The transcript has 2 exons. Gene Ontology annotation, molecular function: nucleic acid binding; alpha-(1->3)-fucosyltransferase activity; zinc ion binding. The coding region runs from base 1 to 1281 and encodes 426 amino acids. Lineage: Eukaryota; Metazoa; Chordata; Actinopteri; Labriformes; Labridae. Gene Ontology annotation, cellular component: membrane. The record is from RefSeq and is a predicted model, not a curated record.
AUGGAUGACGACAGGAUACAACGGAGGCUGCUGUCAGAGGAUGGAUUGACUCUUGACAAAGCGCUCAGGUUUGCACAGGCUAUGGAGGCAGCAGACAGAGAUGGUGUGGAUUUGCAUGGCAUGAAAAAACAGGGUAAAUGGACCCGAGCGACGGGGUCACUUAACAAGGUCACAGAUGCCCACUCAAAACUCCAGCUGGACACACAGAUAUGCUACAGGUGUGGUGGAGACAGCCACUUGGCUGAAGACUGCAGGUCGGCCAAUCAGAAGUGCCACAACUGUGGGAAGUCUACGACAGUGCGGUUGCAUGAAGUGCAACACGUUGAAGGCGUGGAUCCAAAUGAGAAGCCCAUACUCCUGCUGUGGAUGUGGCCUCUUGGUAUUAGGUUCCAUCUCCAAACUUGUGCUAGACUCUACAACAUCACUGGCUGUGUUCUGACAGAUAACAGAACCCUCUACAACAAAGCCCAGGGAGUCGUUUUCUUUCAUAAACAAAUCCACGGAAAUCUUGAGAACUUACCCACGGACCCACGUCCUCCUUUUCAGAAGUGGAUUUGGUUUCAUGUAGAAUCUCCGAGGAACACACAGAUAAAGCGGGGAUUGGACAACUUAUUCAACCUGACACUGAGCUACAGAAGAGAUGCUGACAUUGUGGUGAGGAAUGAGCUCACCAUCAGGGACACUGAAAAUACAGAACCCAUUGUUCUGCCCAAGAAGGACAACCUGGUUUGUUGGAUUGUCAGCAACAGAAAUAAAGCAACUGUAACAUCUGGGAGGGAACAAUACUACACAGAACUGUCCAAAUACAUUAACAUCAGCGUUUUUGGUAAAGGUUUCACUGGGAAGAGGUUGAGCUAUGACCAAUAUUACUCCACCAUUGGUAGCUGUAAGUUUUACCUCUCCUUUGAGAACUCGAUCUGCGUAGACUACAUUGUUGAGAAGCUCAACGGGCCCCUCGUGGCAGGGACUGUCCCUGUAGUUUUGGGUCCUCCAAGAGCAAACUACGAACAGUUUGUUCCCUCAGAAGCUUUCAUUCAUGUGAAAGAUUUCCCCGAUCAUAAAGCUCUGGCUGAGUUUCUCCUCCGUUUGGACAAAAACGAUACAGAGUACAUGCGCUACUUUGAGUGGAGGAAGUACUACUCCGUCUCCCCUCACCUCCUCUCAACCAGGAAUGAAUUCAUUCAGCCCAUCUGCCUCGCCUGUGAGCAUAUUUCAAGAGACCGUAAUUUCCAUGUGGUUAAUGACAUUUACAGAUGGUACUAUUCAGGGAUCAUUCGCUGA